AAUGGAGAUGUAACAUACUUUCUCGACAUGAAUGCCGAUGAGGGUCCUUCUGAUACUAAUGUCGGGUGGGCUAUGUUAACAUAUAGUCACAGUGAAGCGAAAAGGGGAGAAAAAAGUAUUUCAAAUCCUGUUUGGGUGUGUAUCAUUGUCCGGCCCCUGGGUGUAUGUGUCACAGUAGACCAAAGCUUCCUCGAGCUGGAAGAAAGAAACAUUGUCUGCCAUUACCUGAAACAAAGACUUGUCCCCUGCACUAAGUCCAGCUCGCCCAUGUGCCCUGCAUGGCUACGUUGUCCAUAGCAUUCUCUCCUCACGACGCCACAGAACCAAAAAAGGCAGAGCUAUACCACCAAGGUGUACACGAUCAUAUCAAACCCCACUUUUGGAAGCCUGAUUUAAAGUCGUUGAAGAAACUGAAAGAUAUCAUCGCCGUAAACCCAGCCUCCAAACCAAAGAAUCUUCUAGUCGGCACUAUUGAUCGCCCUUCUGUCGCAAAUAUUCACCCUUCCCUUGGGAAUCUCAAUACAGUUGGUUAUUAUAGGAGAUCAUUCUUAAAAAACAACGACCUUUCACUAGGGGACAUUUUCAAGCUGGAGGAAUCAGUUAAGGAACGUUUCUUUAGCUCCACAAGCCUUUCAUCAAAGGAUGCACAUAUCACCAUCCAAACUAGCUUCAUGAAGGAACAACAGUGCCAGUGGAUUGAUACUGGCUUUCAAAGUGAUUCAAUCCAUGGAUUUGUAGUAGACACGAAAUUCCAAGACAUUAACGUUACGUUCACGUCAGGAAAAUGCAAGAUUCUGAAUAGGAACGUACCAAUAGCCAUAUCGAUAAUGUUUGAUAUCGCAAGAGCACUACAAGAAGCACUUUUUGGUUUUUCUGAAAUCCUUUGCAUACAAAACUUUUGACGAUUUCAAAGAACACUUUCCUGGAAUGACCUGCGAUUUGUCGGAGGCCGAAAGAA
This is a messenger RNA of Lobosporangium transversale, 958 nucleotides long. RefSeq lists its product as hypothetical. The coding region runs from base 279 to 902 and encodes 207 amino acids. The transcript has a single exon. The record is from RefSeq and is a predicted model, not a curated record. Lineage: Eukaryota; Fungi; Mortierellomycota; Mortierellomycetes; Mortierellales; Mortierellaceae.